Messenger RNA from Vitrella brassicaformis, 925 nucleotides. The record is from the annotation of a GenBank genome assembly. Lineage: Eukaryota; Vitrellaceae.
CUCUCCCUACGUCCGGAAAGAGCACUUUGUUGGCAGCGAUGAUGGGCAUGGCGACCAAGUAUUUGCUCCUCAUUGCUUUGGCUGCCAUAUCGGCAGUGGCCAUGGCGACGGCCACGCGUGGCGACUGUGAGGAGGGAUACGACUGCCCCGUCGACGGUAGGUACCUAAUGGUUGGCUCCGAGGGAGGUAGAUCUAGGGCACACCCAUCACUCCUGGCUCAUAUGUGGCUGUCCUACCUGCUGCUGUGUGCAGGGGGGUCGUUUGUGGACCGCACCGGCGAGAUCUCCGGCAUGGCUGCGGGCAACACAGGUGCGGCCGGGAUGGGAUGGGAUGGGCGGAUGCGAUGGAUGGUUGGAUCUGUCCAUCUCCCGUGUGUGUGGGGUGGUGCGGUGCUGUGUGUGCAGGGGCGGUGUCGGAGGGCUCUGGGGUGGCAUUUGUGCAGCAGCAGGUGCAGCAGGCCAAGACCAUGAUGGUGGCGGCCAACAAGAUGAGCCAGGCGACCAAACAGAUGGCCGCGAGCGUCGAGGAGAUGGCCGCGAGCGCCCUCGACGCCAUCCACACCGCCGAGCAGCAGAUGCAGGCCAUCACCAAGGGGCAGGGAUGCCACACUGAUGGGGGUAAGCAAUGCGCGGGGGCGGGCAAUACGCAUACAGAUACAUACAGACAUACAUGUGUCUGUCUGUCGUGCGCGGUGUGGGUAAGCUUCGAAGAAGACUUGUAGCGAUUUCAACGACCGGUGUAAGUGUCAGAAUAGGGGGGAGAGAGUCGGGGAGAAUGGUGAAGAGAGGAUCUGCCGGGCGGUCAGUCCCGGAUAAAGGAUUAAGUCAAUGCAACGUAAGGUCUGUGGAUUUUGUGGAGAGUCCAUGUAGGACAUGUAGUAUGCGUCAGUCCAUUCUGUCUGACGUCCUGUCCGCCAUGGCCUGUC